AUGGCUCAGAGACGUCAACCUGAAAGGCGAGUUACAUUUGUCGACAGCCCUCAGCAGACUCCCCUCAGAAAGGGUAAGGGUAACCCAACUGGACUGACCAUUACCAUGGAUCUAGUCAAGAGAGGAAAUGACCGGCCGAUGGAGGGACAUAACAACACGGGCCGGCGGCGUCACCAGCACCCAGCUGAAAGGGAGCAGUUUCCUCACCAGGCCUACAGACAGAAGGCCCAAACCUCCAAGCUGGAGGAACAUCUGGCGAACCAGAACAGCCAGCGAAAACAGGGCCGAAGGUAUGUCAACCAGCAGGACCAGGCCUCCUCCCAGACACAGGCUCCAGGCAAACCAUGGGCCAAAGCUGGUAAAGGUCAGGACAAGGUCAGAGAGCGGCCCGUCCAGAGAGUCGAGCAGCCCGCCGCUGAGACCCAGACUGUAGCCAUGACACAGGACCACGUCAUGCCCUCCCAGAACGAGGUCCAAGAGCAGCUCAGCCAGAGAGACGACGAAAUCGCAAGGCUCAGACUUGAAAAUGACCGUCUCUCUGCGAUGCUGGAAGCUACAAACCUCCAGGGAGAAAAUGAACAGAAAGAAAUGGAGCCACUGCAGAUGGAGAUCCAGGCGAUGGAGGAAAAACACAAAAAACUCCAGGAAGACUACGCCAACCUGCAGGAGGCCAAGAAUAUAGCAGAAGAAAAGGCAAACAAGCUGGAGGAGAGGAUUUAUUUGAUGCUGAACAACAAAAAGGAUCAAGUCCUCUAUAUGGACGGCUACAUUAGAAAGCUCCUCGCAGAAAAGAGCUGCUUCAUCGACCAGACUCACCAGAGCAAUAUCCGCAUCAGGAGUCUGGAAGAUGAGCUGCUGCAAAACAGCUGGUUGGCAUCAGAGAUGACCGCCAACAUCGAGUCCUUGAAGGAGCUGCUCUCUGUGAAAGAGAACGAACUCCGGAGAAUCAGUGACGUCAACCAGGACCUCUGUGAAAAGCUCUCGACCACUGAGGAGAAGCUGGUGGAACUCCAGCUCCUGACUGCUGAGGAGAAGCUGGUGGAACUCCAGACGAGAGAAACCGCCUGGAAAACUGAGCACGACACCAUCGAGCAGCUCAGGAAAGAUCUCGCCCUGAGAGAGCAGGAGAAGGAGGAAAUGCUGCAAAAGCAAAAACAGACUGAGGACAGCAACAUACUCCUGCAGGAAAGAAUCAGAGAGUAUGAAGAAAAGAAUCAGGAGCUGCAGGAGCUGUGCCUCAGAAAGAAAAAUGAGUUCAAGAGCAAAAGCCAAGCAAGUGACACACCUGACGACGAAAGUGUUCAGGUGCAGGCACUCAGCUCUCGACUGAGUCAGUUAGGAAGAAAAAGUAGCCCCACAUUCAAUCUGGAAGAUUCACAUUUUAACAACGAUCACAGUCGUGACUCUAUAAACAUGGUGGCCAGUGGUCUGGACAUUUAA
Messenger RNA from Stegastes partitus (bicolor damselfish), 1440 nucleotides. NCBI's taxonomy places the organism in Eukaryota, Metazoa, Chordata, Actinopteri, Pomacentridae. The record is from RefSeq and is a predicted model, not a curated record.